Exophiala viscosa is the source of this 843-nucleotide messenger RNA. RefSeq lists its product as uncharacterized. Lineage: Eukaryota; Fungi; Ascomycota; Eurotiomycetes; Chaetothyriales; Herpotrichiellaceae. Bases 1 to 843 code for a protein of 280 amino acids. The record is from RefSeq and is a predicted model, not a curated record. The transcript has a single exon.
AUGGCCGACGUGCAUUCUGGGUUUGACUUCAACACUACACCGCAUAAACGGAAGCGAAGACCCGACCAUCUUGACGACAAUUCUUUCGGUCGCGAUAUCAAACGGAGGUCAACCCACACUCUGCCAUUCCGACUAAGCCCCUCGCGGCCUCACAUUCCUGCCCCUCAGGCGUACUCACUCUUCACUUCCGUCUACCAACAACCUCCCACUCCCGUGGACACUUCCGAUGAGGAGAGCCUCGACCAGACACAUGAGGAGAAAUUUGGGUCUGAAAGACCUUUGUCAAUGCCGCGCUCCCAAGGAAGUAGCAAUAACAGCCUCUCCUCAAUCCAAGCCCAACAUGGAGAUUCGCUAGACGUCGACAUGGACCAUACAAUGACUUCUACCCCGAUUCCGAAAAUCCGGCGAGCUCGAUCGAACGACAUCAUGCCUCCUCAACGUGACCGGAACUUUUUGAGUGCCAUGGACUCUUUUGCAAGAGAGAGGGUUCCCACACCUAUUAGCAAACAUUUCGAUGACCGCAUUCCGGAUCUACCUAGCGUUCCACGACAUCAAUUUCCGCCUCUCCGGACCAACCUUAGUCCUAUGUUCGAACAGGACUCAUGGAUCACGCGAGACGGUCUUCCAAGUCCUGCGGGAGACGAUGACAUGGACGGUGUCGUGAUGAAUGACGGAAUGAAGAAUGACGAGGCUCAGCUGGAAGAAAGAUAUAGACUUCAACUCGAUGGGCACGGAAGCCCUGGGCGGUCAAGGACGGCGAGACUUCAUAUGGGAUUUCUCACCGGUUGUGACAAAUGCAUUCAGAAAGUGCCAGGUCACUAUAGUCACAUUUUAUGGUCAUGA